Molecule: messenger RNA, 6462 nt
Organism: Alosa sapidissima (American shad)
Lineage: Eukaryota; Metazoa; Chordata; Actinopteri; Clupeiformes; Clupeidae
Exons: 9
Coding region: 162-1826 (554 amino acids)
Source: RefSeq, a predicted model, not a curated record
GUCCCUUAUUUGACGGGUUGAGGGCGAGGGAGAGAGAAAAGAAUUUUAGACGAAAAACAAAUUUUGUGGUAUAGGCUUCUUGUCUCUUUACCCCAGCCCCGUUUUUUAGGCUAUUUGUUUACGGAUUAUUCACGUUUCACAGCGAUUAAGGACCAGGCAAAAUGAGCGUCCUUAGAGUGGCAGUGUUUGGUACCUUGAUCUGCACAGUUGUAUCUGCAACCAUCAAAGCGAAAGAGGAGCAUCGGACGGCGUUCUUCGGGGAGGAUGUGCACAUCCGUGUGCCUUCGCUGGCCAGCACCGACGUGGUGUUCAAGCCACGGGUCAAAGGUCAACCGGAGAAGGUUCUAAUGCAGAAUGGGAAUGUGGUCCACACCCGGGCCACGCUCAACACCCAGUUCCUCAUCCUGGAGGACGUCGGCGAGGAAGACGAGGGCGUCUACAUGAUCAAGAACACAGAGGCACCAACCCACGUUCGGCACAUCACACUCAUCGUUAGAGAUUGCGCUCUGGAGCAGACGGUGAAGUAUGGCGACACUUACCACAUCCAGCUCCACGACAUCACUCUACCCAUCACCCUGGAGUUCCGCUACGGCAUCGCCCACAUCAACCAGACCACCGAGUCUCCCCCUGUGGUGCUCCUGAACCAGACCUCCACCCCUGUGGACGAGUACAAGGGCCGCUUGGCGGUCAGUGCCAAAUGGGUUACCCUCCACCGGGUGACAGGCAUGGACGAGGGCAGCUACACCAUCCUGGACAGUGACGGAAAGAUCCGGAUGAGGACCUGUCUAAAUGUGAAAGAGCACCAGAACUUUAUUCACCUGGAAUACGACAAGACUCUGAAGAUCAACCUCCACCUGAACUACGACAAGGUCAACAUGGUCUACACGAGAGACUCAGACCGCAAAGAACGGGUCAUCUUAAACCAGGGAAAGCUGAUGCUUCCCGUAGACCCGGUUCUGGAUGGACGUCUCUCUGUGGAAGGUUCCGUGGUUUACCUGAAGCAGGUCCGUGCCAGCGACAUGGGCACCUUCAGGGUGAAGGAUCUGCUCGGCUUCCAUGUUGCUGAAGUCCACCUUGAGGUUGAGUCCUACAAACUUCCCCCUCUGACUGUGGCUAUCCUUGCCAUGCUGGGCCUGGUGGUUGUGCUACUGCUGGUGUGUCUGCUCUCCUGCCAGAUCAAUGUGCGCCGCCGGGCUGAGAAGGCCAGGAAGAUCGCCCUCAUCGCUCAGCAGGCGGGCAAAGGGGAGGGAGACACCUUCCGACAGGUGGUUCAUGAGGCCUACACAAGAUUCACUGAAGACUCGAUCACCCAGUCGCAGUGGGACCAAAACACGGACAACACAGAGGUUGAAAUUAAGGGUCUUGAAGUGUCCAAGGCUGGCCGCUAUCAAAGUCUUCUCUCUGACAAGAACUUCCUGGAGAUGAGUGACUCCGGGGUGGAGUUCACCUCCUCCGGGCUUCCACUAGACAGUGACACGGACGUGCCCAUGACCUACGGCUCCCACAAGCCGCUCCUUGACUCGGUCCACUCCGACGGUUUCGUGACCGCUCAGCCCACCAUCGCCGAGGGCACCGAAAGCAACUCGCGCACCCCUGACUCCAUCCUGAGCGGCAGUCCCGCCAGCCUGCCCAAGGCCAACGGCCAGCCCGACGGUAACCUCAUGGAGACCAUCAUCCCCGAUUCGGCCCCCAGGGGCCCCGAGGUGGAUGGCGUUGUGAUCCCGGCUCCCGCUGGCAGCCCAGCUAAAGAGCCCAGCACUGAUGUGGGGCCUGCAGGCGAAGCAGCUUCCACACCAUCUGGUGCUGUUGAGAAUGCCACAACUUGAAGAGCAACUUUGUACAGUAGAAACACCACAGAGAGAAAGGAAACAUAGAAAUGUAUCUACAUACCACUAACCACUUAACACUUUGACAAUCCCUACUCAAACACCCCUAACAUGCAACUAUAUACUGUAGUCAUUACUGCUUGUUUUGCUGGAGGCGUAAGGGCCAUCCAUGCUACAUUUCAUAUUUGGACACAUUUCGAUUUAACAAAUGCUUAGUGCUAAAGUCUGAGCUAAACCCUAACCCAGAGGAACAACUAAAAAAAUAUUCCAACUGAACUCACCUAACUUCUAAGAAACACAUGAGCAUUAAACAUAUUUUUGCACAAUGCAUGCAUUUGAAUUAGAUUCAGUCGAGAUGUCUCAGCUGACCAAGAGCAAAAGACUAGUUUGGAAUGACUGUAGUGCAUGCAAGUCUCUUGGACAAACAGUCACAAACUUGAAAGUGUUGUAUAAAUAUGUAUAAAUAAUUAACAUUGAAGGUAUACCUAAAAUACAUUUUAAAAAUCAGGGGUUACCCAACAUAACAUAACACACAACAUUGCAUAAAAAUCCAUUCCCUUUAAUUGAAAUGACCAAAUAAAUCAUGUAAAAAUCCAUUAUUCAUAGCCACAAUGGACAUAAAUCUUAUUUUUGAGUACAAUAGCAUCAUGUUAUCCAUAAAAACAUUAAGAAAUCUGAAACAAUUUGAAUCAAUCAUCUUAAGAAUAUCAGGCCGGAAAAAAAAAAAAAUCCCGACAACAAAUAAAGAAAUACCCCAAAAUCUAGACAUACUGUAUAUCCUUUAUGAGGUGGUUUGGAAGCAGUCUGGACAUGGAAAUGUCGUCUUUCUCCCCAUCUCAGAAAUGCACAAGCUUCCCCCAGCUCCACCUGACUGAGAGCCCAUCAAUAAUGUAUGGUUUCCCCACAACAGACCAGGAAAUGAUGGGUCGGGAGUUAGUGUAGGCCCUUCUGUCUUUCUGUGAGGCUACAGCUCUGUGAAUGGUUGCAGCAGCAGCUCCUUUGGCACCUGUGUAAGGGUAGACCAGAGGCUCCGCUACUCUAAGCACUUUAUCCUAGGGCUGACAUGCAUGUCUGGAAGAACGAGAAAGAGAAUGAGAACAAGAGAAAAAAAGACAGAGAGAACGAGGCAGGCCUGGCAGCUUUCCUUUUAGUCCAGACUGUUCAUCCUCUGCUUUUUUGUCGCUUCGUUUCACAUGUUUUCGAGCUCAUCCAUCAAGGAUGGCAUCUGCUCUCUGAUGCCAUCCCCCUUGGAUAUGUCAUCAGUCACUUCAUCUGCCCGGCUCAGCACGUUUGGAGAUACAGCAUGGGAACCUGCAGAGAGUGUCACCAUCCUACGUGCUGGUCACUCUCUCUCACACUUUCACAACAGUGAGAGAAGGGAGCGAGUGUCAGUAGAAGGCAGGACGGACAUGUUUGCCUGUGGAUUUCUUCACCCCCGGUCUUGAUGACUUGAACUAGUGGAGAUUGACAGGCGAACUUGACAAGUGACUGACAGUUGUCCACCCAGUUCCCAGUUCCCUCACCAAAGGUAAUCCGUCUGUCUACUCUCUGGAGCCAUUGCAGCGUUCUUUGCAUGCCCGUAGAAGAGCUUCACUUUCAGUUUAGACAACUAAAUGAAAGUGUGUGUCAGAAUUCGCCCACUCUAGGAGAGCUGAAUGUAUGUGAGGACGUGUGCAACAACUGAAUGUCAUUGUAUAGCGGAGGGAAUGCUCAUAUGUCAAUGCUUGUACAUCGGUGGUGGCUUGCAAAUUGGCAUAUAAAUUAUUCAUUGUUUUUUUGAAUAAGCCCCAUUAACUGCAUAGUGUGGUAGAGUUUGUUGAAUUUAACACAUUUCAUGCUCAUGCUUAAAACAGUAUUGGUAGAAGUCUGCCGUAGUUGAUAAAACAACACAGCAUCAGUGUGACAGCUACAUUUUAAUGAUCAGAAGCCUUUUUUCCCACCUGUCAUUUUUAUUUUUCUUACCAGUGGCAUCUUUCAAGCACUACACUGUCAAGAAUGACCCCAGAGGCCAGAAAUUAUUUACAGAGGUUGACAGACACAUGAUCUAUUUUUGCUUGAUGCAUGAGUUCCUUAGUCCAGAUUGUCACAACACAGAGUGGCAUCUCACUUAAUCACAGAUCUCCCUCAUCAGCUCCAUUUCAUCUAGUAGCAGCUCCGGAGAAGAGCAUUCUCUCUCUCCAUCCACCAUGGCAGCAAAUGAACCACUUGCCCAAGGCCAAAGUCAUUCCCAGUCUCUCUUGGGGAUGACCGCCUCCCUUCCCACGCCAUCACAUCUGCACAGUCAGAAAAGUUUUGUGUGCAGAUGAAUGAUAAAACAUUGGUGACUAUGAGGGUGUGAGACUUAUAACGGGUCUCUUAACACAGAGUGGUAGCGCCACACUGGCCGUCAGAGGGCCAAGUGCACUAGAGAAAACGUGUAAGAUCUGUGGGCAAUAUUGCUACCUCAUAACUUAUCUGAUGUCUGUGGAGGAGAUCAACAGAGAGCACUAGGACUGCAUGUGUGAGGUCUUAAUGAAAAAAGCACAAAUAGUAGGAAGAGUAGCCUUUUUUUUCUCAAAACUAAACAUUUUUGAAAUGAUGUAGCAGCUAGUGUAAAUACAUGCUAAAAGUUUGAUUCUAGUUCCGAGUUAGCUAUGUUUUAAUCAAUCCUGGGCAUUAAUCUAACUUGAAAAUCGAACAGGUAUAGUAGUAGUACAGUCAAGUAAAUGAUCAUCUGUACUUAUUUGCUUUUAUCUCAUUUUUUUAUUAAUGAUUUGUGGUAAUACUUUCAAGCAGGAUAAGGUUGAAUGAUACAGUAGCCUAGCUUAUAUUCUAAAGGCUACCACAUGAGAAACCAACCCAGAUAUCAGUGCCUAACUUGUGCAACAUCCAAUCUGAUCUAUCCCAUUCUUGUUUUAAUAUAUAUGGAGGAGUCAACCCCAACUUUAGCGGAUUUAAUAAGCAAUAGAGCAGCAGAUAUCAGUGGCUUGCAACCUACACAGGGUAGAUGCAUCAUGCAGUGAAGCACAAUUAGUGUACACCCAUGACACCACCACAUUACCACAGCCCUUGUCUUCACUCAUGUAAAUAGAACCAGUGCAUGCCAGUAGUAGUAGUCUUUCUUAAUGCAAGGCUAAUGCAAGAUCAUUUUCUAUUCUAUGAUUGUUGCAUUUUAUUGAAUUAUUUAAUCUGACACCAGUGAGGAAGGAGGCAUUCUGAGAAACCCCUAAGACAGAAUGAGAAAGCACACAUUAUUUUCCCAAUGUCUUUAUCUUUCUUUCUCUGUCUCUCUUAUCCCUGUUCUUCAUCUCAACUAUACAUUAUGCACUUAAUCCUCAAAGCAUAUUGUAAACCAUCUCAACAACAUCCACCUUAACUCAUAAUUUCAGCAAGAGAAUGUUUUUGUUUUUGAUAUUACCAGACAAAAAAGUACAUACACCAUAACUAAGAGUACUGCUACAGCUAUGACUUUUACUAUCCUCUUUUAAUCUUUUUUGAAAUGCUGUCCAACAUAUACAAAAGACUUAAUCCAGCAUGCUGAACCGUAGUUUGCCUGAUAGACAGCAGCCACCAUGCAUUGCACUGUAGGUAUUGGUUUCUGUCCAUGCGUACUGGGAAGUUUGCUUCGGUGUCAAUGGUACUAUACUGCAACUCAAGCUGACAAAAUGCAUUCGUUUACCCCUUGAGACACAUGUGUUUGUCCUAUUUUCAUCAGGACAAAAAUAGUUUCACUUUGAACAGAAUCUGUCUGAAUUGGGUAGUUCAUGAAGUCUCAUUAAAGAUUAGGAAAUGCAAUGACAAAUUCAAUAGAAAUAUAUCAAGGAACAAGAGAGAAAUCAUCCCAUUGAAAGGACUAGAAACAUGUACAUGCUGAUUUGGAUUUCAGCCCAGAAAGCAAUGAAAGAUCAAGACCAUUCAGGUGUAGUGCAGUGACAAGAUGUCCUUGCAUUUCAUGGUUUUAACAAGGCUAUGCAAUAUCCCUUCUAUGCCCCAAGGGAGGCAGUCGUGAGCCGCACGCCCCCCUCAGGUCUGUCUUGAACUGACAGACCUCAAGUGGAAUCAUGUUUUUUCUUCCAUUUUGCAGGCCAUAUGCAAGCAUCCUAUAGCUUUACAGUCUCAUGUUUCAUACAUUAACCUAAAUAACAAUGCCCAUUCUUGUCAGUGGCUGAAAAUAGUUAACAAUUAGGUAUCACAUAUGUUUGAUGUAUGUAUGAUGCCAAAAAUGAAAAAAAUAUUUAGAGUCAAUGCCUUAAUUGUGGAAAUAUUUGAGUGUUGAGUCUGAAAACCAAGUAGCCUAGGCCUAAGCUGUCUCUAAAUGCAUGAAUUUAAUGACAGGAUAUUGUUCUCUUCACCGUUCAGUAGGUAGGCUAUUUGUGAAUUUUGUUUAACAUGUUUAGAAUUUACUUUGAAUAGGCUACACAUAUACUCAUUCUGAAGAAGAUGAAAAAAAUAUGGUAUCAUUGACUCGACAACACUUCUCAGUCAUGUAUAGUUACCUUUUAUAUGCUUGUUUUAAUUUCCUGAUAAACUGACUCCAUUUAUAAAAAUGCCUCUUUAAAGAUAUAGGCUACUAGGCUUAACAUGCACAGUUUUGUAAGAUGUUCUUUCUUUUAUGAAUGAAUUCUGAUUAUAAUUAAAAAAAUCAUUUUGACAACUA